CCUUCUAUUAUGCACAAUGCGUGAUAAGCACAUUUCAAUAGGCCAAUAUAUUGACCCUGCAAUGUGCAUCUUGCUACGUUGUUGCAUGCGGAUUCUGAUUUUGAGUAUUCACUUACAUUGUUUUCGCGCGAGGUCGUGUAGAUUGCUCGUGCUAUGAUUCAGGUCAACAUGGACGACCAACGUUAGUCAUUCCGUCUCCAGAGCUCUGGGGGGAAAAACCCCUAGCACCACCAUGUGAAACGGCUGCGGGAACGGGUUGGUUAAUACAUUGCAAUUCUCUGUUGACAAGGAACCCACUGGUUCCACUGCCUCCUCCCAGCCUGAAAAUGAGUGAGCCUAUUGCUACCGCUACAGAAGCCCCUAGUGAUGUGAUCCCCAGUGUUACUACUGGUGUUACCACUGAAGGUGUAGAUCCACUUUCUACUGAUGCAAACGAGCCUCCCAAGGAAGAGGUCAAGUUGGCGGCAACAGCAGGCAAGAAGCAGACCAAGAAGAAGGUGGAGGAGGUGGUAGAGGAAGAGGAGGAGGAAUAUGUGGUGGAGAAGGUGCUGGACCGACGGGUGGUAAAGGGACGCGUUGAGUUUCUGCUCAAAUGGAAAGGCUUCUCAGAUGAGGACAAUACAUGGGAACCACAGGACAACCUGGAUUGCCCUGACCUGAUUGCUGAGUACAUGCAGAAUCAUCAUAACAAAAAAGAAAGUUACAAGAAAGAGUCUGGUGGCAAGAGGAAAGCUGGUGAGUCUGACACAGAGGCAGGGGGUGAAGAAGGCAGGCCCAAGAAGAGGAAAGAUGAGGCAGAGAAGCCCAGAGGCUUUGCUCGUGGACUUGACCCCGAACGGAUCAUUGGAGCCACAGACUCCAGUGGAGAGCUGAUGUUCCUCAUGAAAUGGAAGAACAGUGAUGAGGCAGACCUGGUGCCGGCCAAGGAGGCCAACAUUAAAUGUCCACAGGUGGUCAUAUCCUUCUACGAGGAGCGUCUGACAUGGCACUCCUACCCCACUGAGGAGGAAGAGAAGAAGGAUGAUAAGAACUAGCCACAGGUCCAGGAUGAAGGAGAAGGGGGUACAGAGGGUGGGGUUUAGAGUGGUGGGGAGGGACAGAGAAGCUGAUUUGUUUCAAAAGCUUCAUUCUACAAACCCGGACUGUUGAAACUAAAACAGAGGUUGACAGAUGGGUGGGGAUGAUGGGAAGACUUGUCAAGGAGGUGGGUUGGGGGGCAUGGGUAAAUAGAACUCGUAAGUCUCAAGAUCACUUUAUCAGGCCUCACUUUUGGGUCUUAUCAGCUAGGACCAUGGGAUAUGUAGUUUUCAGUCCCUGAGCACUGAAAUUGCUUUAAAAUCACCAGCUCCUCUUAAUGUAGUUUCGCCUCAGAAAAGCUUUUGUCGAGAUACACUUUUGAGUGAGCGAGGUAUCACUACAGCAGCUGAGUUUACAAAAUGGAAAGGUCAGAUUCCAAAACAUGAUCCAGCAAACAUUCUCCGCUAAUUCAAUUGAAAUAGCCAAUCUUAAUUUCCAGUUUUCCUGUGUGAAAUGUUGAAGUUUAUUUCUAGUCAGAACAUUAUCUUUGUACCUACACAUCCCUCAUCGAGCAACUUGCAGUGCUUUUUGUUUCUCUUUCGACGUUUUAAGUGUUGGCACCUGCCCUCCCUUGCCAUAUCAUUAUCAUAUAAUGUGUAAAUAGUUGUGGUUUUAUUUGGUUAUGAGAGCGAUCUAAGAAGGAUUCUAUUUGAGUGUUUUGGAUGUUCAGACUGGAGUUAACCUAGAUUCUGGUCUUUAAGUGUUACGCAUAGGUGUAUAGAGUUGUGAACAAUGGUGUGAAGCAGGGUUUCCGUUAGGAAAAUGUGGCGAUGGACAUUUGACUGGCAGCAUUUUAAUUUACCGGACAUUUGAGACAUUUCCCCGACCCAUAUGAAUUGUGUGCGUAACCUGUUUAGGGCGUACAGCCAUGGUGAUUCAUCUGAAAAGAACAUGCAAAUCGAGGAUGCAACGGCGUGCAUCCUUACCGAAUUCCAAUGCUCACUUUGAAGAUGUUAGAACAACUGUCCACAUGUACUUGUCCUCAGCCAACAAGACGAGUUAACGAACAGCAAAAAUCACCUGCCUAUGUCAGUCUACUAUCCCCCACAGUGGAACAAUAAACCGAUUUAUUGGUCAGCUUGUCGUUCUGUGCGAGAAAGAAAUGGUCUACACCAAACAGACUCUGGGACAGUUGUGGGACGACAGAUCCCAAAUUCAUACAACUAGUAGGCUACAUAAAACAAAACAGAAAAGUUAAAGCAACGAGGCGGAUGAGAACCGAUCAGAACGUUUAGCUUCAAAUGUUGAUCAACUAUUAUUUCUUCACACUUUGCGAAUGUUUGUCCCGUAAUGCAAUUGGCAAGAAAACACUGUUCUGAGCGGCUUCAUGGGAUGAAAAUAUCCAUUUGAUCUCCCCUCUUAAUCUAAAGAUGCAACAACUAGCAUGGGUUGCUAAUAUGACUAGGAUUGUGCCUUUCACUACUGGACAAUGAAAGAAAGUUGAUUUGAAAACCAAUAGAAAAUGAGAGAAAUAGGCUGCUGGUUUCAAUGGCAUACGGAACUCUAAAUUGCCUUUACGUUUCUACGGUCGGAUGUUGGCUAGGCUACUUUGAAGCAAGGGAAGACAUGCCUCAUAAUAUGAAGUAAAACAUUCAGGUUUCAAACAAUUAAGAUAAAAAAAAAAAUAUGCAUCCUGCCUCCAUUUCAUUGCUAAGUGGUGUGUGACGCGCUGAAGCCUGCAUAUUGUUGCCUAGGCACUUAAAAUAAGUGCGCUUCUAUUGCCAGUUAAGAAAUUAAAUAGUAGCUAUUUUUAAUGAUGGCCAUCAUCUUAUUUCAACACACGAUUGCAUUGUAAAAGCACGUUUGACUCCGGUAGCAAGGAACACGCUGUUUGAGAAGCUGUGCCAGCAGCUCCUCUGUUCUGACAGAUUUUCCACUCAAAUUAGGCUCUGCAUCUGUGUGCAUGUGAUAAGAUGCAUAAAGACUAACGAAAAAACACACAGCAAUUUAAUUAGACCAAAUUAUGCAAAUGAACCUAUAGACUGAUAAUCUUGACCGGUCAUAUGUAUUUGCAUCGACUGGAAUUUCCAUCAAUGAAUAGGCUAAAAAACAUUAUUUUUCAAUGGGAUUUUUUUCUUCUCACCGAGAAUUGUCCGGCGGCAUUUUUAUUUAUCGGCAUUUCACUUUUUUUAAUCGGCCAAAAGCCGGCUAUUACUAGCCAACAGAAUCCCUGGUAUGGAGCAACUCACUUUGUUGUAGAGCACCAGUAUGACCUAUGUAACCUGAGUUGUUUGUAGGCUCGUACCCAUGGCUAAUAAAACUUGAUUGGUGUGA
Molecule: messenger RNA, 3351 nt
Organism: Oncorhynchus nerka (sockeye salmon)
Lineage: Eukaryota; Metazoa; Chordata; Actinopteri; Salmoniformes; Salmonidae
Gene: cbx1a
Product: chromobox homolog 1a (HP1 beta homolog Drosophila)
Exons: 6
Coding region: 327-1034 (235 amino acids)
Biological process (GO): chromatin organization; negative regulation of transcription by RNA polymerase II
Cellular component (GO): pericentric heterochromatin; nucleus
Molecular function (GO): chromatin binding
Source: RefSeq, a predicted model, not a curated record